Molecule: messenger RNA, 363 nt
Organism: Penicillium brasilianum
Lineage: Eukaryota; Fungi; Ascomycota; Eurotiomycetes; Eurotiales; Aspergillaceae
Source: the annotation of a GenBank genome assembly
AUGGCUUUUAGCGCAAUCGCCUCCGGCCUCAUAAUCCAAUCGAGAUAUACUGUCGAGCCUAUAGACUGGCCUUCCGGAACGCCUACUGAAGACGAAAGCUUUCCUGUCAUCCUGCGCGGAUUACGGAAGCGGUUCAACCAUCUCCGAUCGUUCCCUCCAAAAAAGGAGAUUCCGCACCUUAUGAAUUAUUUAGCCGCGGGAAUCAUUGACUCGAUGCCAGAGGGGCUCACUGUGGGCAUUUUGGCGAAUGUUUUCCUCUAUGUGGAUGGCAAUUCUGCAGCCUCGGUUCUGGAAAAUCGUUUAGCAGAUAAUUUCUGGAUCUGGGCUGUGGAUCCAGACUACGAGGGAGACGCCGAAAACUAA